Messenger RNA from Polyodon spathula (Mississippi paddlefish), 3178 nucleotides. It is a transcript of the gene chd1l, whose product is annotated as chromodomain helicase DNA binding protein 1-like. The record is from RefSeq and is a predicted model, not a curated record. The coding region runs from base 49 to 3048 and encodes 999 amino acids. The transcript is spliced from 25 exons. NCBI's taxonomy places the organism in Eukaryota, Metazoa, Chordata, Actinopteri, Acipenseriformes, Polyodontidae. Gene Ontology annotation, biological process: DNA repair; chromatin remodeling. Gene Ontology annotation, molecular function: ATP-dependent chromatin remodeler activity; DNA helicase activity; ATP binding. Gene Ontology annotation, cellular component: nucleus.
UGCCUGUUAUCGGUCAAGAUUGCCGAUUCACGUCUACUGCUCGGUAACAUGUCGCAGUUUCUGCAAAAUGUCAAACAAAAAAUUAAACCGAAACAGCCUAAAGGGGGCAUACAGGAGCAGGACCUGGGGACAUGGGGGCUGACAGGGAUAAAGCUGAGAUCCUACCAACUUGAUGGCUUAAACUGGCUGGUCCAGUGCUUUAACAACCAGCAUGGCUGCAUCCUGGGAGAUGAGAUGGGUCUUGGGAAGACUUGCCAAACAAUAUCUCUUCUUGUGUAUGCUGUGGGCAGUUUGAAUGAAAAAGGGCCUUUUCUUAUCCUGAGUCCACUUUCUGUGAUAAGCAACUGGAAAGAAGAACUGGAAAGGUUUGCUCCCAAACUUUCAGUUGUUGUCUGUACAGGGGACAAAGAGGAAAGGGCCGAGCUGCACAGAGAUCUGAAGAACCGGUCAGAUUUCCAUAUCCUGCUGACUACAUAUGAGAUCUGCAUCAGAGAUGCCUGUUUUCUGAAGAGAUUUGAUUGGAGGGUAUUGGUUGUGGAUGAGGCCCACAGGUUGAAGAAUCAGAAUUCCUUGCUGCACAAGAUGCUGUCUGAGUUUUCAGUGGGGUUCACUUUGCUUCUGACUGGAACACCCGUUCAGAACAGUCUCCAGGAGCUCUUCUCCCUGCUGAGCUUCAUCGAGCCCCAGGUCUUCCCUGAGCAUGAGGCAGAGGGUUUCGUCACUAGCUACAAAGAUGUGGAGACACAGAAAGAGCGAGCUGCAGAGCUGCACAGCCUCCUGCAGCCGUUCCUGCUGCGCAGAGUGAAAACGGACGUGGCGGCAGAGCUGCCCAAGAAGAGCGAGCUGGUGGUGUAUCACGGCAUGUCAGCCCUGCAGAAGAAGUACUACAAGGCUGUCCUUACCAAAGACCUGGAUGCAUUUGAUAAUGAACGGGGCUCCAAAGCCAGACUAUCAAACAUUUUAAUUCAGCUCCGGAAGUGUGUUGACCAUCCAUAUUUAUUUGAUGGUGUUGAACCGGAACCUUUUGAAAUCGGAGAUCAUCUCAUUGAAGCCAGUGGGAAGCUCCAUCUCCUGGAUACCAUGCUCAGCUUCCUGAAUGACAGGGGCCAUCGUGUAUUGCUGUUUUCUCAGAUGACACGAAUGCUGGAUAUCUUGCAGGAUUACAUGGAAUACAGAGGCUACAGCUAUGAACGGCUUGAUGGAUCUGUGAGGGGCGAAGAAAGACAUCUUGCAAUCAAGAAUUUCAGUUCCAAAGAUGUUUUUGUGUUUCUCUUGAGCACAAAAGCAGGUGGAGUUGGCAUGAACCUGACUGCUGCUGACACAGUGAUUUUUGUGGACAGUGAUUUCAAUCCCCAGAAUGACCUACAGGCUGCUGCUCGAGCCCACCGGAUUGGCCAGAAAAGGCCUGUGAAAAUUAUCCGUCUGAUUGGGAGAGAUACGAUAGAGGAGAUUGUCUACAGACGUGCCAUGUCCAAGCUGAAGUUAACAAAUACUGUGAUCGAAGGAGGACAGUUUUCUCACCGAGACGAAGGGGAUUCCUCCAUGGCUGCAGACAUGCAGUUGAGUGAAAUCUUAAAAUUUGGAGUGGAUAAGCUCCUUUCUUCAGAGGAAAGCACCAUCCGAGACGUGGACCUGGGGAAGAUCCUGGGGAAGACCAGGAAUGGCGAGUGGGUGACAGAAGACCCUCCGCUCCCCACAGAGGAUGAGAGCUCAGAAUCGGAAGAGACUGAAACCCAUAUGUAUUUAUACGAAGGCAAAGAUUACUCCAAAGAGCCCAGUGCAGAGGACAAGAAAACAUUUGAGCAUCUGCUGGAUUUGGAAAACGUAGUUCUUGCUGAUGCUGGAAGAAAAGGACGAGCACUUCGAAAUAAAUCUGAUGUUCUAUUGUCCGGUCUCCCUGACGUGACAACCAGCAGGAAGAGAGUGCUGACCCCAGAGGAGCUCCAUCAGAGGCGCCAAAAAAGACAGGUGGCAGCGGCCAAGCGGGCAAAACUGAUGGAGGACAAGAAAAAACAGCAGAAGGAGGCAGAGCACAAGAAAAAGCUGGCGUGGUGGGAAUCGUGCGGGUACCGCUCCCUGUGUGUCUCCUCAGAGGACAGUGAAGAGGAGGAAGGGGGCUCGGAGGAUGAGGGGAGCGAUGAUGUCCAUGUGAACCUGGACUCCACUGACUCAGAGCACACAGCCAUACACUACAUCAUGGGGGACGUCACUCACCCCCAGGCUGCCCGGGAGGACGCCAUCAUAGUGCACUGCGUAGAUGACUCUGGUCGCUGGGGGAGAGGAGGAUUGUUCAUGGCUCUGGAGAUCCGAUCCGACCAGCCCAGGAGACAGUAUGAGCUGGCUGGAAAGAUGAAAGACUUGGAACUUGGAAAUGUGCUGAUGUUUCCAAUCGAUGACAAAGAGUCCAGACAUGAUGGGCAAGACCUGUUGGCCUUGAUAGUGACUCAGAAGAGAGAUCGAUCAAACAAUGUAUCUGGCAUCAAGCUCUUGGCAUUGGAAGAGGGGCUGAAAAAGAUUUGUACUGUGGCCAAGAAAAAGAAAGCUAGUGUCCACCUCCCUCGAAUAGGACAUGCAACGAAAGGUUUUAACUGGUACGGGACAGAAAGACUCAUCCGGAAGUACUUUGCUUCCAGGAAUAUCCCAACUUACAUAUAUUACUAUUCCAAGAAGGUUUCUUCAUCUGUUUCUCAGCCCACCACGUCUUCCAGGAAGCUGGGGAGCAGCGAUGACCGGCAGCCAGGCCACGUGUCACAGCAUCUGGCUGAAUUCAUGUCUGGGGUCAAUGUGUAUUUCUAUAACCUACUCCCCUCGGAAAGAAAGAAUCUGGCCCGCUACCUGAUUGCAUAUGAUGGCAGUGAAGACACAGUCUUGGGUUCAGAAACUACCCAUGUUGUUGCAGAGGUGGAGAACGCAGUCCAUAUGCAGGAUCUGCAGACCAUUCUUCAAGGGAACCCCCACGUUGCAGUUGUCCAAAAAAAGUGGUUAGAAGCCUGCUUCUCCAAACAAGAGAAAGUUAGCACAGCUCAGUAUCAAAUUGAUUUCAAUUGAAACAGUCUUUGAUUUUGUAAAACUAUUUUUAAAAACAUGCAAUGUACCUGUAACACUUACAAAUGUGGUUUAAUAAAAUGUUUUUCUUUCAAAAAAAAUUAAAAACAUCAACCAAGUUGCUUGCUGGAGC